UCUCUCGACUCGAAACUGUGCUCGAAUCUUCGGCGUGCACGGAUGCUCCGAGGCAGCCUGAGCAAGCCCUUGGCCCCCCUGCUCGCCCCCCUCUCAAAGGCGACGCUAUGGAUUGCUUUGUCAGGGCUUUUGGCUCACUGUGUAUUUGUAAAUGCUGAAGAAGAAUGUGUAUUUUCAAGAAUCUGGUGCUAUGAGUGCAGCACGUUGACCGAUCAAAGAUGUAAAGAUCCAUUUAAUGCGACUGCGCACCCGCAGAAUCUCCCUCCGCUCAAAAGAUGUGAAGGCUGUUGUGUAAAAAUCGUAAUGAACCAAGGAACUCAAACCGAAGUAGUUCGACGAACAUGUACCUCCAACCUUCAAAUCAACCUUUUCCUGGUCGACCACGUGUGCAUGCUUGAAUCGGAAGGCAAGGGUCUUAUGUGUUUCUGCGAAAGUGACGCCUGUAACUCUUCAAACCUAGUUCAAAUUUCUUUGCAACUUCUUUGUGGUGCCUUUCUACUCCUCCAUCUCAACGCAUCCUUUAAGUCUUAGACACCCUCUUCUGUUUCGAGUUUGAAGAAAUUGAUGCAUUGCUAAAAUGUAAGGGACGCUCUUUACUGGUCCAAAGUCGGAAUCUUUAAGUAAAAGGAUCACUGUGUGUAGCUUUGUAGCAAAAGCUCGUUAAAAAAAAAAAACAACUACGUAUCAGCAAAGAAAUUAUUUUUCACGACGAUACAUUUAGGCUGUGAUUCUUACUGUAAAAAUGUUUUGUAGUGUGCGAGUAUGAUUAUUAUGAAUCGUAUUAGCGCAGGGAGCUUGUAUGACCAAAAGUUAUGAUUUUUCUAUCAGCAUAACUUUCGAGAAGGAAUAGUCUAAAAGCAAUUGCAAA
Uloborus diversus is the source of this 868-nucleotide messenger RNA. RefSeq names its product protein quiver-like. NCBI's taxonomy places the organism in Eukaryota, Metazoa, Arthropoda, Arachnida, Araneae, Uloboridae. The transcript is spliced from 4 exons. The coding region runs from base 43 to 531 and encodes 162 amino acids. Gene Ontology annotation, biological process: sleep; positive regulation of voltage-gated potassium channel activity; regulation of synaptic transmission, cholinergic. The record is from RefSeq and is a predicted model, not a curated record.